AUGACUCACGAUAUAAUGGAAAGCCAUCCUGUGGCUGGGCAAAGAUUCGGCAACAUUCUUCAUUGCUCACAUGGUAGCAAAUCUUCCAAUGAACCUGGUUCAAGACGAAAGUUCAACAGAUCUGUCAACAAUGAAAUGAGCGAUCGGGAAAAGAUGUCCGGAUAUACAGGUCAUGUUCCGAGGAGGAAUUUUUACUGUGGAAAAGGUUAUCAGGAAGAGUGCAGACGUGGAAUUGCUGAUUUCGAAAGACUGCAGAUGGACAGGCGAGAUACACAAGCCAGAACAAAAUAUUUUCCACCUGAGGAUCUUCUGCCAAGAACAUUGGUUUUUCCUAAGAGACUCUGUGAAAGACCUGAACACAGAAGUAUACCUUCCUACGCUACUUUUACUAAUCCAAUGAAUUAUGGAAUGUCAGUCUUUGAUAUGAGUGAUCUGGACCCAAGAAAAACAUCUUUAACUAGUAAAUACUGUGAUGUUGGAGUUACUCGUGGUAAGGCUGCGAAUCAAACUCUAUGUGACUUGAGUAGCUCUAGGUGGGAGCGCAUGGUCGCAGAAAGACGACCGAAGAUCGACGACUGGUACCGCUCUCCAAAUUUUGGGACUCCUGAUCCUUAUCCGUUGGACGGAUACCAUCCACCUGCCUAUCAGUCAUCCAAGCCUGUUCCUGGAUACGCAGGCCAUGUACCAGGUUAUCGAGAUUGUUGUUCGGGAGAAACGUUUGGUCAAUCUGCUGGUUCGAUAUUGCGAGAUAAAGAUCUGGUGUAUUAUAAUGGUCUGAGGAAACCUUAA
Uloborus diversus is the source of this 789-nucleotide messenger RNA. RefSeq lists its product as uncharacterized. Bases 1 to 789 code for a protein of 262 amino acids. NCBI's taxonomy places the organism in Eukaryota, Metazoa, Arthropoda, Arachnida, Araneae, Uloboridae. The transcript is spliced from 5 exons. The record is from RefSeq and is a predicted model, not a curated record.